Molecule: messenger RNA, 1050 nt
Organism: Parascedosporium putredinis
Lineage: Eukaryota; Fungi; Ascomycota; Sordariomycetes; Microascales; Microascaceae
Source: the annotation of a GenBank genome assembly
AUGAUUCAGGGUAUCUUUUAUGCAAGGUUCUUCCCCAAGGAGGGACCUACCAUUGUCUCGCAGUCCCCCGCGGGCCUCAUGGGCAACCCCAAGACGUCGACCCUCGACUUCGACGUCCUGCGCGCCUACAUCAUCCCCGCAAGCCCUUUGGUCGUCAGGCGUCUCGCCGUUACUUUUGCCGAGAUGGAGGUCCAGGACGGCUACCUGAGCGGUCAGGAGGUCGAGAUCGAUGGCGGCUGGGGUGUCGUCGAGACAAAGGGCCGGCGGACCGUAUCGGGGCUGCUGGAGAUUGUGAGAGAGGAUUUGAACAACUAUGGCGAGUGCAUGAUUCCCGUGGCAGCCUUCCGAAGUCAAAGGCUGGCACGUCCCCGUCGCCAAGAUGAAGCUCUCCGACAUCGUCGACGCCACAUGGGACCUGACGAUGCAAAAAUCAUUGCCCAAAUCGACGGCGCCUCCGACGUCCGCCGCAUCGCCUUCCUCGCCGACGUGUCCAUCGACCUGGCCAAGACGGCCCUCCGCCACCUCCUCUACUACGACACCAUUCUCCUGCUCGACAUGUUCUUCUUCUCCUCGUGCUAUGCCCCGCGGCCUGGCAUCGCCGACUUCGUCGCCAACGUCGACGGCAUGGUCGACGAGUGCGCCGCCUACGCCUGCAUCCACUCCCGUCAGCGCCUCAGCACGUUCCACCUCGUCCGCCUCAUGACCUCCUUCUGCGUCGGCAAGUCCGUCAUCGAGUGGCUCAAGGCCCACCACGAUGCCGGCCUCGACGUCCUGCGCUACGUCGACGUUCGCCGCUUCGUCCAGUUCGGCGUCAUCAAGGGCUGCCUCUACAGGGUCCACAAGUACGUCGUCUCCAAGCAGUACGUCGCCGCCCUCGCCUCGGGGCAGUCCGCUUCCCGGCCCGGCGGUGACCCGCUGCAAAAGUACACGGAUGGAAACCACUGCUUCGACCAAAUCAUUACCGAGCUCAAUUUGACGGAUGAGGAGAUUACCGAGAAGCUCAAAUCCUUGCCUUUACCGGCUGGCGAUCUGACGGUGUUUUACAGGUAG